UUGGUGGUGGUGUGUGAUUCUCUGUGUAUUGUGAGCACUGUGUGUACAGUUAGUUAGCCAGGUGCUAGCACCUCUACCUUCCCUUUGCCCUCCAUCAGCAGCUCAGAGUCUCGCCCUGUUUACAUUUCGCCAGGUGCCCUGAGUGCGGAUCCUACCCUUGCUGUUGCUUAGGCCAACCAGAGUCAAACUUGACUGGCCAAAAGGAGGAUGGCUGUAGGUGGCCCAGGGAAGGGAUGUGAUGAGUCCCCGAACACGGGGGCAGGUGUCACUGUCAGUCAAACUCUACCACCAGGGUGGUGGGUCUUCGGUCCCUGGCCCAGCUCCCUCAGACGAAAAGAAAGGGGAGUAGGGAAGAAGCGAAUGAGGAGGGGUGCCCUCCCAGGUCUGGCCUGGGUGGGGCAGCGCCCCAGAUGUCUGCCUUGCUCACUGACAGGGGAGAUGGAGCUGCCCCAGUGCGUGGAAGACUUGGAGGACGAUGUGUUCCAACUCGAGGAUGGGGAGCCGGGGACCCAGCCUGGGGGCUUGCUCUCUGCUGACCUGUUUGCCCAGAGCCAGCUGGACUGCCCCCUCAGCCGGCUUCAGUUCUUCCCUCUCACACAUUGCUGUGGCCCUGGGCUUCGAGCCACCAAGCAGGAAGACAAGGCCACUCAGACCCUCAGCCCAGCCUCCCCCAGCCAGGGUGUCAUGCUGCCUUGUGGGGUGACCGAGGAACCCCAGCGACUCUUUUAUGGCAACGCUGGCUACCGGCUCCCUCUCCCUGCCACCUUCCCUGCAGGCUUGCCCCUGGGGGAGCAGCCCCCUGAAGGGCGGUGGCAACAUCGAGGGGAGGUACAGAUGGCCCGGAAGCUUCGCUGCAUUGCAGACCAGUUCCACCGGCUUCACGUGCAGCGGCACCAGCAGAACCGGAAUCGCGGGUGGCGGCAGGUGCUCCUUUUCCUUCACAACCUCGCUUUGAACGGAGAUGAGAACAGGAAUGGGGCAGGUCCCAGGCCUCCACCAGGAAGGAACAGAGGCCUUGGUCAGACACUGUUGAAGGAAGGCUGAAGCGUCUGUGAUGGUGGGACCUCCCACAAGCCCGGACAAGCAGAUUCAUCAGUUGCCAGCGGUCCAAAUGACCAGCGCAGCGUGCUGUCCUCUGGGGAUUGGACUGUCGCUUUUCCCCAGAAACUAGGCUAAGGAAAGGAGACCCAAUGCAACUCCCAAUUCCACCAGACCUGUCAGCCUCCCACUGUGGAUUGGGGGGUCCCCGAUCUUGAUGGCAACGCUGCUGUACCCCACCUGGGCCUCAGCCAAGGACUUUCCAGCUGCAUAAGGCAACCUCCCUCGGCCAGUCCGUCAGCUCCACGGCUCGGCUCCGGUUUGGCCCAGCCAGUGCCCGCCUCAAGGGCUUAGGGAGUGUGGCCCAGCCCAUCUUCUCCAGCAGACCUCAGGGAGGGUUGGGUUUCUCCAGGACCCCUCCAACGUGCCGUCAAGCGAACCAAACUUCUGGGGAGGCCUCAAAUCUGACUCGGUCUUACUGGGGAGGCCCCAGGGUUAGUCCUGAGGCGCAGAGCCACUGCCGCCUUGGACCAACUGGGCGUUAAUCGUGGACGUGCUGAACAGUCGGUCAUCGUGCUGUCUCCAGCAGCUUGUGCUUGGGCAGCUCCUUUUCCUCAACACCCAGCCAUGUGACUGCACUCGCGCCCCCCGCCCCUUGCAGGACAUUAAAGGGACCGGUUCGCAGCAGGUCUGGGAGCUAGGGCAGCUGUCUUCUAAGAGUCGGCCGUGGAGGAACCCUAACCCUUGGCUUCCUUGGAAACCACGUACCUCUUCCUCCUUGGCCCCAUUCCUUUUGUCACGCCUCGCGGGUGACAGGAAGAAGCGGAGGGCAGGGGAUUUGUCCGAGGAAGCGUGUCUUUUACAGUAACACAGGCAACGACUCCACUGUGCAACUGUCAAAGCCGGGUACACAUUUCCUGUCUCCCUCCAGCUCCCAGAGAGGCCAGCUCUGGGACUCAGCGGGCUCACAGCUGCCUCUGAACUUCCUCUUUGCUCCUGCUGUGGCUCCAAUGGGGGACAUUUAAAGCAGCCUCUGGCAUGUCUCCUAGCAGACUUCUCUGAAAAGACACAGGGCAUCUCUCAGUCAGACAUCUAGACAUUCAGUUACAGGUCUUUUUGUUUUGUUUGUUUAUUUUUUACAUUUCUAAGAGGCAUCAUUGGUGCUAAAGAUUGAAGCAAGGCCCCAAGAAAAGGCAGCUUUCUUGGGCAGAGAAGACCCCGGAGGCUCCCCAAGGAAACCAGAGAAGGAAUCCAAGAUGAAUGCUCAAAUCCAGACAAGCCCAAGCCCCUCCGAUCCUGCAGAGAAGGGGGUCUUCCAUGCCGUUGAGGGGGACAUUAACUGGGAUGUGCAGUUGGGCAGGUUCUCUACCCGUGGGGACAUGCGUGUGGAGGGAGCUAUUGGAACUCAAGCCUGUGCCCUGCUUGCCAAGUCACUAUGCCAUCUUGGGGGCUGCAUCUGCCCCUGUGGAAGAGGUGCCUUUUCCUAUUUUGCACAAGGUGUCACAUGGACUCCCAGGGGCUCUGAGGGGGGGGCCUCAGACUGUGUCUACGCCUUUGCUUUGUUCUGCUUGGAUGGUCUGGAAGUAUACCUCUCUGGGCGGUAUUACCAGAAUUAUAUUCUCAGGGUGUGUACUAUGGUUUGUCUGCUGUGAAGGUGGGCUCCUGCUUACAAGAAGGAGCCCAGGGAUCGGACAAGAAGGCUGGCUCCGAACGCCCUGGACCGUGGUGACGUCUAGCCUUCCCUGCAUGUCUCCAUACUGUUCGGAUGGAUGUGUAGGGAAGGUGGCAGUUUCUCCUCUCCCGGAGCCAGGCGGUUGCUGUGGCACACAAGGACACCAGCAUUAUUUAUACUGGCCACUUGGAAGCCCUCUCUGCAGACCGACCACCUGGAUUUGCCACACGUGUGUGCGUGGGGGAGAGAGAGGGAGAGCAAGUGGCCCGGGCCUUUGGUACUGAGGCACAGCGGGCAUCUUCAGAGAUGCCCUGUGGCUGGUCCUGAGAACUAACCGGGAGUUUGACAAACCUGUUAAACACUCAGGCAGUGGCCGUGUGGAGGGUGAUGGACAACACUGUCCAUCCAGUGUGAGACCAGGAAUUCACUUGCCAUCCUCAGUCAAGCCAGCCAGGGCAAGAUUUAAAGUGUCCCCCAUUCUUAACGUUCCCCUUGCCCCCCACCAAAAAACCCAGGUGGUAGCUGGCAGAAUAUCCGCAAGACAGAGAGGGGUUCCUCUUGGCUGGCUGUUUUAAUUGGCCUGGUCAUCGACACUGGUCCCUUCCCCCUCCGCCUGGCCUGUGUGAGCCAGAACAUUCCAACCUCAGGAGACAAGCCCCUCCCCCGGGACCACUGCCCCCACCCCUGGAAGCCCAGCUGUGUCCAGAGAGGCUGGGGAAUCAGGUUUAGAAGGCGGAGAGUCUGACCUGGGCCCUGACCUGACUUUUGUGACCAAUUGGGGGUAGUGAGCAGGGUGGGGGAAGAGGGUCGGAGAACCUCCCUCCUCCGGGGGAGGAAGGCCCUGGAGGAAGGGAAGCCCGCUAUUCAUGGUCAAAACAGCCCUUCUAAUUUAGAACCCCAGAGAGAAAGUGUCCAGAAGCCAGGAGUUGGACAGAAUCUGCCUCCGCCGGAUGCUUUCCAAGUCUGGACAGCUGCCCCCCACCCCUAACCCCCCCACCUCGCGACGGCCUUCUCUUGCUCAAUCCGGGGCGGAAAAAGAUCACCUCGCAGUGACCUUCUCCAGCCCCGAGGGAGUGGUUCUACCCCAGCACUCAGGAGGCCGGUGCCAGGGCCAAGGGCGGGCUGGCACGGCUAAGGCAGAGAUGCACGCCACCGCCCCUCCACCUCCAGCGGCCCUCCUGCCGAGGAGGCGGGCUUUUGGGGACUCCAGGAAGGUCGUCACACCUCGAAGCCUGUCCCCUACCCAAGAGGCAGGAGAGCCGCAGGGACUGUGCUGGUUAACAAGUUUGCCUCUUUUUCUUGGGGGGCCGGACUCGCCCAGAAAACAACCGAAGACUUCAGCACAGCCCAGGGCUCUGCGGGGCCUCCUUCCAA
This is a messenger RNA of Echinops telfairi (small Madagascar hedgehog), 4084 nucleotides long. RefSeq names its product Bcl2 modifying factor (gene BMF). Gene Ontology annotation, biological process: apoptotic process; positive regulation of apoptotic process; negative regulation of autophagy. NCBI's taxonomy places the organism in Eukaryota, Metazoa, Chordata, Mammalia, Afrosoricida, Tenrecidae. Gene Ontology annotation, cellular component: myosin complex. The transcript is spliced from 4 exons. The coding region runs from base 208 to 1044 and encodes 278 amino acids. The record is from RefSeq and is a predicted model, not a curated record.